This is a messenger RNA of Rotaria sp. Silwood2, 453 nucleotides long. Lineage: Eukaryota; Metazoa; Rotifera; Eurotatoria; Philodinida; Philodinidae. The record is from the annotation of a GenBank genome assembly.
AUGAUAUUCCAUUUGAAUUUAAUUCAAAAUAUCGAACUAUUAUUGUUUUGUCAAUUGUCAGAUUCUUCAUGUGUAUCAACAAAUAUUCUCUCUGUAAAUCAUCCCUCAUCUUCUUCACAUCGUAGUUUAUUAUCAAAAAUUGAUCAUAAAUCAGUUAUUGAUACUUUUAUUCCACUAAAAAUUGUUUCUUCUUAUUCAUCUUCAUUUUGUUUGACUUCUGUACGUGAUAUAUAUUGGUCAUAUAAUAAUCAACAAGAAUAUAAUAUUCCAAUGUCAAUUAAUUCAAGUAAAUUAUCAUCGAAUCCAGUCAAACAAUCAAAUAAUUCAUUUAAUAAUUGUAAUUCAAUAUACAAAAAUGAUUUAGCAGCUAUAUUUGAUGAAUCAUUAACUUUUGAUGAUUCAUUUCAUGAUGCAGAACUUAAAUUAUUUAUAUUCAGUCAUUGGAUUAACUAA